Messenger RNA from Triplophysa dalaica, 3409 nucleotides. RefSeq names its product inturned planar cell polarity protein (gene intu). NCBI's taxonomy places the organism in Eukaryota, Metazoa, Chordata, Actinopteri, Cypriniformes, Nemacheilidae. Gene Ontology annotation, biological process: vesicle-mediated transport; cilium assembly; nervous system development. The coding region runs from base 343 to 3162 and encodes 939 amino acids. The transcript is spliced from 16 exons. Gene Ontology annotation, molecular function: protein binding. The record is from RefSeq and is a predicted model, not a curated record. Gene Ontology annotation, cellular component: cilium; cytoplasm.
AACGCCCAUUAUUGGCCCCGACGACGCUCUUUCGUAGUCUGGAGAAAUUCUCAAGACCGCAUACGGCUAGAGAAACUAUUCUAUAAAACACCAAAUGGAGUGACCAGAGUAUAACAAAAUUCCAUGGACUCCAAUCGUACAGGAGAUAAAACGUAAUAUUUCAAAACUUCGUUAAUGACAUUUGUGCGAAUCAAAAUACUGAUAUUGCAGUAUUUUAAUGGUGAAAUAACAUCGACUGUACCGUGGACAAUGCAACGAGAAAAUAAUUGGAAUUCCUUGGGUGGUGUUCUCUGAUCUUCUAAUAACGACGGAAGAAUUCGUCAUUGGAACUAUGAAGUGUAAAUGAUGUUUAAUUCUUUCUCGGGUGGAAGACAUUUUCAGUCAUUUUCUAAGAACCUUGAGGAUUUUGAUUCUAUACGGAGUGUACUUCUUUACAGUGACCUAGAGCCAGAAUGGCUAGAUGAUGUCCAGAAGAAUGGUGAACUCUUUUAUCUUGAGCUGAGUGAAGGAGAGGAAGAAGCUCUAUUGGGCCAGGUGACCGCCAGUCAGUCCGCUGCCACUAAUCACGUACGUUUCAGUGAAAAAGAGGUGGAGAUUAUCACAGACAGUGGUAAAAAGCAAGCGGACUCAAGCAAUAAAUCCGAAGCAAAGUUCAAGAAAUUUGCCAAAAUUCUGAGACGAAGGCAAUCAUCUAAAAAAAAAGCAGUGAAUAGAAAAGAGGGAGGAGCUCCCCAAUGCCCCACAUCCAUCCUUAAAAAUCAAGCAGGCCAGCGGCCUGGGGUGGUGGUACAUAAGCAGCGUCAGAAGGACGUGUAUGUGUAUCUGAACCCUAAACGACUAUGCAGCUCUUCGCACCCACCCCCAGAGAGAGGGGGUCUUUUGGAUACCUUGCUGGGUUUGGUGCAUCGGCCAGGAGGAUAUGCAGGGAAGAGGGGAGAAAAACUCACUAUACAUGCAUUGGUCCCUCACAGUCCUGCCAGCAAGUGUGCUGACAUUCUAAUCGGUGAUGUCCUGGUUGCUGUAGACGAUGUGGAUGUUACCUCAGAAAACAUUGAGAGAGUUCUGUCUUGUAUACCUGGCCCCACACAGGUGAGAUUAACUUUGGAGACACUGGGACCUGUCGAACGGUGUGUGCACUCUAGACUUAAGCCAUCUCCUCCGGUCAGCCAGCUGGUCAGACUGCUGUGGGGGGAGGACACAGUAGAGCUCGAGAUGUCUAUAGCACAUAUACCUCACAUAGUGAUGUACCUGUCACUCAAACUGGACUCCGAGUCGCCACAGGAAGAGCAGGAGAUCUUGUACCAGUAUCCGGUGUCAGAGGCAUCGGCCCAGCUGAAAGCAGUGAGAGGGAUUUUUCUGACACUCUGUGACAUGCUGGAAAAUGUCACAGGUGGACAAAUAGUCAGUUCCUCACUGUUGCUUCGUAAACAGUUGGUUCACGUGGGUUACUGGAAAGAAGGAUCCAAUCUACUGGUUUUAGGUGUGCCAGCCAGCAGGGUUCCUCUGCUGUACCUGCAGAAUGUGAUAGAGGGAGUUGUCCGAACACUGAAGGUCAUGUAUGGCUCCCUUGACAGUGCCUUUUGUGAGAUGGAAAACGGAUCUCGUCUGGAUCACUUCUUCUGCCUGUUUUUUCAGCAGCUUAUCCAGCCAUCCCAUUUGAUUGACAGCUCUAGACCCCCCACUCCUGACAUCUCAGGGACGCUCUUCUUAGACGGCUUACCAGCAGUUCGCUGGCUCACCUUACCAGCAGACAUAAAGGUUGAGGUGGACACUGUCCUCUCAGAUUUUGAGUCCUCUGAUUUUGGUGACAUGUCUGAAGACUUCUAUGGUAUGAGGCGUCUAUACGUUAUUUUGGGCUCUUGUCUGUUCUACAAGGGAUAUCUCAUAGCAAAUCACCUACCAAAGGAAGACCUACUGGAUGUCUGUCUUUACUGUCAGCAUUACUGUCUCCUGCCGCUGGCGUCAGAGGAGCGUGUGGGGCAGCUGGUGGUGUGGAGGGAGGUGUUUCCUCAACAGAGAGCACAGCCAAGUCCCGCCUGUAAUCCAGGCCACUGCGAACCACAUGGACGCUACUUCCUGCUCAUAGUGGGCCUGCAACACUUUAUGCAGUGUGUAUUGCUGGAGAGCGGAGGCUGUGCCUCACCUGCUCUUGGAUCUCCAGCUCCAGACUGCGUGUAUGUGGACCAAGUCAAAGCCACGCUCCUUCAGCUAGAGAGUCUCGAUGCAGGCAUUGAGGAGCGUCUGUGUGCUCCACCCACACCCUGCUUGUCAUGUGCCGAUUGGUUCCUUCCUGCGGGUGGACGGGAUCGACAAGAUGCCGUUGGAAGCUCACCGAUCCUUAACCGUUUGACAGCAGCCAUCAAACCCCCAUCUCCAGGGUCAAUUGGUCGAAAUCUGUUUGGGGAGAUGGGGUCGGGUUUAAGAGGACGAAGACCAAGUCCACAAAGGAGUCUGUCUGAUAGCGGGAGUGAAGGUCACAUGGAAGGGCCGGGGCCCUUUACUUCAGGUUUGAGUCCUUUUGCCACACCGGACACGGUGCGGAGGACGCCCACUAGUGGCACGCGAAGAGACUCCCUUGGGUCGGGCGGGUCAGACGGCAGUGGAGGAAAUGCUGGAUUUUUCAAGAUUCCACGUUUAAAGCAUCCUAACCCCUUCUACCUCGGCUCCUUGAAGAAAAGUCUGACAGAGAGGGAAACAGAGGAAAUGCACAAGGUUCUCAAACUUACAGCAGGUGCCGAAAACACGCUGUUCCACUAUGUCUUGAUGGAGACGGUGCAGGGCAUCUUUAUCGCACCAACACACAAAGAAGUACAUCAGCUCAGCGGAUCCAUCCACCCUCAACUCAUCCAGAACUUCUAUCGCUGCUGUCUGUCUAUACGGCACGUCUUCCAGCAAAGCCUCCCGACAAGGGAUCGAAGAGGGUCAGAGCGGCCACAGAGCACUCGAGGUUUAGGUCCAGUCAAAGAACACGGUGUUUUGUUUCAAUGUAAACCUGAAAGCUGGACGGAUCAGAAGAAACCAGCGCCCAUGAUGACAUACUGGGUUAUAGGACGGAUGCUUCUAGAACCAGUGCCUCAGGAGUUCUACGUGUGCUUCCAUGAUUCUGUCGCAGAGGUUCCAGUGGAGAUGGCAUUUAGACUGUCUUUCGGCUUGGCUUUGUGAUGUUCCAGAAUGCUAAAUGUCAUCUGUAACAAUAGCAUGUUCUGGUCUGGUACGGGAGGUGGUUGCACACUUUAAGGGAGAUAUUACAAGAAAUUACUUUACAUGUGCAAAAUGGGAUUUUUUUUCUGUUUAAGGCAAAAAGUGGCUGAUUAUGCAGCUGUCACAAAAUCUGAACACAGAAAAAUGUGUGGCAGUAGUUUUACACUACUGAGUUAAUAUUAAGCAGGCCAAUAAAUGCACCUGCAAC